AUGGCGUCAACUGGGAAGGGGAUGGAGCCUGCGGUUCUGGAUGAUAUCAUCAAUCGGUUAUUGGAGUUCCGGAGUACGAGGACCCUGCGACAGGUUCAGCUAUCAGAGAAUGAGAUCCGCGCUCUGUGUGCUGCCGCGCGUGAAAUCUUCCUUUCACAGCCUAAUCUGCUCGAGCUCGAAGCUCCAAUAAAGAUCUGCGGUGACAUUCAUGGGCAAUAUGGAGAUCUUUUAAGGCUUUUUGAAUAUGGGGGAUUCCCUCCCGAGGCCAAUUAUUUGUUCCUAGGAGAUUAUGUGGACCGUGGCAAAUAUAGUUUAGAAACAAUAUGCCUCCUUCUUGCCUACAAAAUCAAAUAUCCAGAAAAUUUCUUUCUUUUAAGAGGAAAUCAUGAAUGUGCUUCUAUUAAUAGGAUAUAUGGAUUUUAUGAUGAAUGUAAACGGCGCUUCAAUGUGAGACUCUGGAAAGUCUUUACUGAUUGUUUUAACUGCCUCCCAGUAGCUGCUCUUAUUGACGAUAAAGUACUUUGCAUGCAUGGUGGUCUUUCUCCUGAUCUACUUAACUUGGAUCAAAUAAGAAAUUUGCCACGUCCAACUGAUGUUCCUGACUCUGGUUUGCUUUGCGAUUUACUUUGGUCGGAUCCUAGUAGAGAAGUUAAAGGUUGGGGGAUGAACGAUAGAGGGGUCUCACACACUUUUGGUCCGGAUAAGGUAGCUGAGUUUCUGAUGCAGCAUGAUAUGGACCUUGUAUGUCGUGCUCAUCAGGUCGUGGAAGAUGGAUAUGAAUUUUUUGCUGACAGACAGCUAGUUACAAUUUUUUCUGCUCCCAACUAUUGUGGUGAAUUUGAUAAUGCUGGGGCAAUGAUGAGCGUUGAUGAAAGUUUGAUGUGCUCAUUUCAGAUCCUGAGACCAAAUGAUAGAAGGCGGUUCUUGUGA
Molecule: messenger RNA, 930 nt
Organism: Fraxinus pennsylvanica
Lineage: Eukaryota; Viridiplantae; Streptophyta; Magnoliopsida; Lamiales; Oleaceae
Source: the annotation of a GenBank genome assembly